AUGAUAGUUUGGGUUCAGCUUCCAGCACUUAAGGUUCAUUUUUACCACCGUGAGAUUCUUACUUCCCUGGGAAACCUCAUUGGCCGCACGAUUAAGCUCGACUAUCAUACAAUCAAUCGACAGCGCAGGAAAUUCGCUCGCUUGGCUGUGGUAAUUGACAUGUCCAAACACCUCGUUCCCCGCAUCUUCUUGGACGACCAAUGGCAGAAAGUGGUGUAUGAGAACCUUCCGAAGGUUUGUUUCGAGUGUGGAAAGGUUGGCCACAAAUCUGACGACUGCCCGUUGCUCCGACCGGCGACAACUUCUGUUCAGCUGACUGUUGCCGGCGAGCAAAGUCCGGCCAGCCCCGUUACCGUUGGGGAGGAGGAUCAUCCGGGAUUUGGGCCUUGGAUGCUAGUCUCCAAGAAAAGCCGCCGUAAUUCUAGGGAUAUGCCAAAGAAAGGUAAGGCUGAGCAAUCUAUGGAAAACGGAAAUCAAGGACAGGCAAACAAGCACGAGAAAGGAGGAGGCAGAAUUAAAGAUGGAGAUGCUCUCCCGUUUGCCUCUGCGGAGGCGAAGAAUCAUCCCUCCCAACGUGCACAAGAACAAGAAAGGAAAGGAAAUACUAUUCGAAGUGGCUGGGAAUCUUCGUCGACUGCAGGCAAAGGGGCUUCUAAAGGUAAGGAAGUUAUGCGGGCUGAUAAGGAGCUGGGUAAGGGACUUUUGGGUCCCGGCCCAGGGAAGGGACUGAACAAAAUCGGGGGGCCUCAGCCCACUCCUGAUUCAAACAAGGCUUCCUCGUCGGCCCAAGUUCCAACUUCUCCUAAAGGAUUGUCUUCCCGGUCAGACCUGCUUGACCCUCCUCAAGGCGAUGGGCCUGUGGCGGAUAAUGGGGCAGGGCCCAAUAAACAAUCACCUGUCCAAAUGGUUGUUGGGUCAAAUGGCACUAAGAUGCAAAUUAUUACAGUUCCAUCAUCCCCGAAGAAGAAUCGACAAACCGAGACCAGAUCCCCAUCGGCGGCGGAACGAACGAAAAACAAGAAAAACUCUCGGCGCCAGACUAAGAGGACUACCCCAGUGAAACUUCAAGCUUCGAAGGCUCUGCAGGUCUGGUCCCCCGUGAAAGAUAGAAAGGUCAAAGCCAAAGCUCGGAUGGCGUCUCUUACUCUUCAAGAGAUCAACGCCUGGACUGGAGUGAUGGUCAAAGCCGAAUCAAGUCUGAAACUUAGGGAUAAUUGUUUAGCCCCAACGGAGAAAUCCGCUUUGGUGGAUGACCCGGUCGCUGCCCCUGCCACGUCGAGUUAA
Messenger RNA from Linum tenue, 1284 nucleotides. The record is from the annotation of a GenBank genome assembly. Lineage: Eukaryota; Viridiplantae; Streptophyta; Magnoliopsida; Malpighiales; Linaceae.